This is a messenger RNA of Caenorhabditis bovis, 672 nucleotides long. The record is from the annotation of a GenBank genome assembly. NCBI's taxonomy places the organism in Eukaryota, Metazoa, Nematoda, Chromadorea, Rhabditida, Rhabditidae.
AUGAAUUACUUUUUAUUAAUUUCAAUUUUUCUCAUCUAUCUGAAUCAACUUCAUGCCCAAAAAAGCGGCCUGCUCAAUGUUCCGCCAACACCAGAGACGCUAUUGGAUUACGGAGAAGCGCAGGAAGAAAAUACGGUAGCGCCAGAUGACCAACACGCUGGUAUCGAUAAUGUGAUACCCGAGGAAUCGCACGGCGAGACAAUCGGAGCCGAGGAUUUGGUGACCGGAGAGCCGGAGGCCUCAACGACGCAAAAGGCGAAGAGGAAAACGGAAACGAUGGGACCAUUCGAAGAAACCGCUGAGAAAUACGUGACAGAUGACAGAGGUGAAACAAUUGGCGGACUUGCCACCGUAGAAAGAGCGGUAACAGGUCAUACAGGCGUUGCUACUGAUGAAAAUCUUGUUACCGAUGAUCAAAUACAAUUCGCUACCGGUGCACCGGAAGCAUCGACGUAUAAGCAAGAUCCGGCUAAUCCAUCGGUGUCGCCGGCAGAUGGUUAUUCUACAGCUGAACUGCCUGAUUCGAGUCGAUGGACCACAAAAACGGCAAGACCAAUCACGAUCACGCAGAAGAUUGAUCAAGAGAGCAACGGCUACAAGUGUUUGGUGAAUAUGCUCGAACAGUUCGCAACAAAUCGGCAACGGUUUCCCAAAAGACAUACAUCGACAUGA